Messenger RNA from Coccinella septempunctata (seven-spotted ladybird), 883 nucleotides. It is a transcript of the gene Vps28, whose product is annotated as vacuolar protein sorting-associated protein 28 homolog. Gene Ontology annotation, biological process: protein transport to vacuole involved in ubiquitin-dependent protein catabolic process via the multivesicular body sorting pathway. Gene Ontology annotation, molecular function: protein-containing complex binding. Gene Ontology annotation, cellular component: ESCRT I complex. The record is from RefSeq and is a predicted model, not a curated record. Lineage: Eukaryota; Metazoa; Arthropoda; Insecta; Coleoptera; Coccinellidae. The coding region runs from base 135 to 773 and encodes 212 amino acids. The transcript has 5 exons.
UUCUUUUUUCUUCACAAUGAUCGUUCUAUGCUUUCGAUUAGUCAUAUGACUCAUAUGUCACUCAAUAAAAAGUCAAAACAUUAAAUAAUAAAUAGUGGAAGUAUUUUUUGAAUCUAAAUAUCAUUAAUAUAACAAUGUCUGUCAGUCAAGACAAUCGACCAGAGUUGUACGAGGAGGUGAAACUUUAUCACAAUGCCAGGGAAAGGGAAAAGUACGACAAUAUGGCUGAUUUGUAUGCUGUCAUCAACACCUUGCAGCAAUUGGAAAAGGCCUACAUAAGAGACUGUGUUACACCAAAAGAAUAUACCGGUGCUUGCAGUAAAUUGUUGGUACAGUAUAAAUCUGCAUUUCGGCAAGUCAAAGAAGAAUUUCCUACUGUUGAAGCUUUUGUGAGAAAAUACAGAUUAGAUUGUCCAGCAGCAUUAGAAAGGAUAAGAGAAGAUAGGCCAAUUACUAUCAAGGAUGAUAAGGGGAAUACAAGUAAAUGUAUUGCAGAUAUUGUGUCUCUCUUCAUAACAGUUAUGGAUAGACUCCGUUUGAAUUUGAAAUCAGUAGAUGAACUGCAGCCUGAUUUAAGAGACUUGGCAGAUACAAUGAAUAGACUUAGUAUUCUACCUGCCGAUUUUGAAGGAAAGGAGAAAGUUGGAGAAUGGUUAGCAACUCUAAACUCCAUGCAAGCUUCUGAUCAGUUGUCUGAUGCCCAAGUGAGGCAACUUCUUUUUGAUCUAGAGAGCUCCUACAGUGCGUUCAACAAAAUGUUGCAUAACUCAUAAUAAAUUUAUAUAUUUAUCAUGAAUUUAAUUUUUAUGUAGUAUAUUUUAAUCACCUAUUGAAAAGUUAAAAGUUAUUAAUAUAAAAAGGUAAUAAAUUAUCUUUAAAAUUC